AUGUCAGCGCCUUCAAGAAACGCAGCACCUGCUGCCGCCGCCGCCGAUAAGGAGGCACCCGUCGCCACCGACGCCAAGUCCACCCCUCCAAAUCUCUCCUCGGCCCAGGCCGAUAUCCCCGAGCCCGCGGCGCCCAUCUCGUCCUGCCCGCCCGGUACCGUCCUCAACGGCCUGAACUACUUGAAGAACAAGACGGACCCCAUCGCCCUCCCCGAUGAGGAGUACCCCGACUGGCUGUGGACGAUCCUCGAAUCCAAGAAGGAGGCCAUCGAGUCCACAGAAGACCUCUCUGCCGAGAUGUUUUCCAAGUCCAAGAAGCAGCGCAAGGCCGCCGCCAAGCGCCAAAAGGCCCUCGAGGCAAAGGUUCUGGCCUCGGGUGAUGUAGAGGCUCUCGCGCCCAAGGUCCCGCUGCCGCAGCAGUCCAUCAACCUGCCCGGAGAGAAGGGAGGUGACAUCGAGCACAACUUGGAGGCUGCGACCAAGAGAGACGAGCUGCGCAAGGCGAUGCGCAAGGAGCGCAAGGCCAAGAUCAAGGAGUCCAACUACCUCAAGUCCAUGUAA
This is a messenger RNA of Colletotrichum orchidophilum, 561 nucleotides long. RefSeq lists its product as uncharacterized. NCBI's taxonomy places the organism in Eukaryota, Fungi, Ascomycota, Sordariomycetes, Glomerellales, Glomerellaceae. Gene Ontology annotation, molecular function: structural constituent of ribosome. Gene Ontology annotation, cellular component: mitochondrial large ribosomal subunit. Bases 1 to 561 code for a protein of 186 amino acids. The transcript has 2 exons. The record is from RefSeq and is a predicted model, not a curated record.